GCAUAGAGGAAGCUUGGCAGGAAAGCAGAAAGACAGGCAAUCCAUCUUGAUGACGCCGGAGUCUUUUCGUCUUGGCUGUUUUGCUCUCAGGUUUCGGCGAUCCAGAUCGACCAUCCGCUGUCUGGGACCAGAGUGGUCAUGUCCCGUACCGUGGCGCUCAAACCCCCUAGUCGGGCCCUGGUAGGCCAUCACCACGACGUCGUGGGGUCGCUCUUUUGUGCCCGUGGCCCCCGAAGAGUUUUGCAUUCCUCAUGGGUCCCUCUUGGCAAAAAGAAAAUUGUUUGGUCCCAGCAACAACAAUCUCUACGCUAAUAUUCUCAACUCCCCAAAGUUGCCUGAAAUGGAAGACUGACGGCGGGGCGCGCCCAGCAUGUGCAGCCUAAUGGCUGAUGAUGAUCUCGACGGGAAGGCUUUCAGGGGAGGCCAGCCAAGAAUGCCUUGGCUGCCGUUGCCAAUGAUAAAAAGUCUUGGUUUUCCCUCUCCAGUCUUGACGAUGUUGGACUUCUUUCGACCCAUCCCGGAGAUCGCUCUCGUCCAGCCUACGUCUUUUACUCUCACGGUUCAAUCUUUGUUCCUCUUCACUUCUUUGUGUAUCGUGUGCUCUUGUUUUUAUACAUUGUUCACACCAUCACUCUCAAGGGCUGGUCUCUGCUUGGAUUUUAUUUUUUUAUUUUUACUAUAUACCAAAAACACCCACGUCAGUCCUACGUGACCGCAAAAACUGCAAAAAAUGUCUGCCUCGCUUUUGUUUGGUCUUAGCAUUUUGGCCGCGUCUGUGACGCCGGUUAUGUCAUCAUGUGCCUAUGGUACUCACUUGAUGCCUAGGGCAGAGGGUGGUGAGGUCAAGGUUAACACUUUCGGAUAUGCCGGUUCUAUUGCGCCCGCCAACUGGGUCAACCUCGACCCUACUGCCAACGCUCUCUGCAACACUGGCACUAGGCAGAGCCCCAUCUCCAUGACCACAGGAAACUUCCAGGUUGUCCAGGCCUCCGAGGUCACGUUGGACAUUCCUGACUUCCCGGCCACAGAGUUUGAGAACUUGGGUACCACUGUCGAGGUCAUCGCCAAGGGUGGCAAGAUGAGCGUUGCUGGCGUGGACUACGACCUUCAACAGUUCCAUUUCCACCUUCCUUCGGAGCACCUGGACAACGGCACCAGCAUGGCCAUGGAAAUGCACAUGGUCUGGCAAUCCGCUGCCAAGGAGAUUGCUGUCAUUGGAAUGUACAUUGACAUUGAGGGAAACGCUGCCGCCGCCCCGGCCGAGACCUCGGCCGCCGCCCUGCCUGCCCGCCGCCAUGCCCGUCACCUCGAGGCUCGCGAGGACGCUGCCCCAGCUGCUGCUGAGCCUGCUGCAGCCGUCCCCGCCAUGCAACAGAUGGGCGAGACCGCCAGGGUUGCCGCUGCUGCCGUCAAGUCUAACCUUCUGGCCACUCUCAUGCCCGAGGUCUCAAAGAUCGCCACACCCGGUACCAAGACCGAGACGCCGCCUCUGGUCAUGUCUGAGCUGGUUGAGCAAAUCAAGUCGGGCUCCUUCCAGAGCUACUCGGGAUCCCUGACCACCCCUCCUUGCAGCGAAGGUGUCACCUGGCUCGUGUCGACCCAGAAGCUCGCCGUCUCGACCGAGAACUUCUUCGCCAUGCGCAACGUCAUCGGCUUCAACGCCCGCUUUGCCCAGAACAACCCUGGCCAGCCUAACCUGAUGUCCCUUGCCAGCGCCGCUACCGGUGGUUCCAAGAACGGCACGCGGCUGACAGAGGCUGAGAAGGCAGCCAAGAAGGCUCAGAAGGCAGCCAAGAAGGCCGGCAAGGCCGGCAACGCUACUGCACCGGCCGCUGUUGCUCGUGCCGUCCUUGGUUCCGCCUCUUUGUAAAUAUGGGACUAACUGCCUUGCGGAAGAGGGCUUUACAACAUAAAAGAUAUCAUAGUGAACACAAAAGAAGACUUGAAGCUCGCCCGCCUCCUAGAGAAUAUUGUUUGUCAAAGAGCCAAUCGACAAAAAAAUAAAUGUCGAGUCGCGGUACUAGAGAAUGGCUUUUUUUGUUGGAUAUAUACAUGCAUGAUUUGUACAUAUGGUGAUCACUUUUCCUAGCGGGUUUGAUUUUCUUUGUCUUUUUUGUUGGAGAUACUCCGUUUAGUUUUUGGACAUAGAUUUGUAAAUAGAUACAUGGAGAAGAAUCAUGUGGAAAGGGGAGUAGGCCCUAUCAAAUAGAAACUGCCUCGUAGUUCUGCAAACCAUGGGUUGUGGUACGCCGCUCCA
This is a messenger RNA of Pyricularia grisea, 2257 nucleotides long. RefSeq lists its product as uncharacterized. Gene Ontology annotation, molecular function: carbonate dehydratase activity; zinc ion binding. The record is from RefSeq and is a predicted model, not a curated record. The coding region runs from base 731 to 1870 and encodes 379 amino acids. NCBI's taxonomy places the organism in Eukaryota, Fungi, Ascomycota, Sordariomycetes, Magnaporthales, Pyriculariaceae. The transcript has 3 exons.